AUGGAUGACCCUGCGGAGGGGGCGGCUAAACUCAGCUCCCGUGAUGCGCGGGCGGAGCUGCAGAACGCCUGUGCGGAGCUGCGAAGUGACCUUAGCAGGUUGCUCGAUGAGAAGGUGUCUGACUUCGAGAUGCUCCUUGAAGAGUUGAACUUGCCCUCUGAGCUUCCGGCGGCCAUUCCGCUCAGCCCUGCGACGCCGCCCAAGCGGGACAUGACGAAGGAGCUGAUGGAUCCAGGGCCCCAGGUGGAGAAGUCCGUCUGGACUCAGCCCGGGGAGAAUCCCUCCGCUACUACGCCGGCAUCGCGAGCCUCGAAGUUCAUGAGAACGUCGGAGCACGAGCUUUUCGUGACGAAGAAGGCGGCAACGGCGUCCCAGCGAAACUUCCGGCUGGAACAGUCCUAUCAGCACUACGUGCAGAAGGGUUCUUUCCUGGGUAUCCUCGUGGAUUCAGUUGGUUGCAGACCCUGCAUGGAAGCGGUGCUCGGAAGGGUCGAUCGGCUCCGGGCGCUGCAGGAGCCUGCCCGCAGCGGAUGCUGCACCGAGCUGGUGCAGUCGGCAGCCUUCCAGUUCGUCAUCACUGCUGUCAUCCUGGCCAACUGCGUGACGCUGCUCAUCUCGGCGAAUUGGGCGAUGCAGAACCAGACGUUCGACAUUCCAGAGGAGCUGCGCAUGUUGGACCUGGCCUUCACCAUUUUCUAUGUCUUGGAGCUGCUCCUGAGGUUCUACGUUCACCGGCUCUUCUUUUUCUGGCGCGAAGAUUGGAAGUGGAAUGUCUUUGACUUCGUUCUUGUCGUCAUGGCAGUGCAGGAGCAGGUCGUGGAGUUCCUCGUUCAAGCCGAGACAGCAUCGGGGGCGGUGACCCGGCUCACUUACAUGCGCUCUCUGCGCGUGGUGCGAGUGUCGCGCAUCCUUCGCUUGCUGAGGGCCAUCCGCGUGAUCCGGGAACUUCGCAUGAUGGUCUUCUCCAUCAUCAGCUCCUUUACGGCUCUCUUCUGGUGCUUGGUGCUAAUCACCUUGGUCAUCUGCAUGUUCGCCUUAUUCUUCCUUCAGCUGUGCACCGACUAUCUCGUCGUGGAACACGACGUGAUAGACGAUGCCACCAAGACCGAUUUUCUCGAAACAUUUGGGUCCCUGGACAAGACGAUGAAGACACUGUACCUGGCCACCACUGGUGGCUUCGAUUGGGAGCGCUCCCUUCACCUGCUGGAGCUCACAGGCUCGGUGGGAUCCUGGGCUUGGCUCUUUUACAUUGCGUUCUUCAAUUUUGCGCUGUUUAACGUGCUCACGGGCAUGUUCGUGGAUCAUGCCAUGAAGUGGUCUCAAAGUGACAACCAGAACCUCAUCACCGAGCAUCGGAGCCAAGAGCUUCAGGACGCCUCGCGACUGCAACGCUUGUGCGAAGCGAUUGAUACAGAGACCACAGGUCGAAUAUCCUGGGAAGAUUUUGAAGCCUUCGUAUCAGAUGAGUCGGCCCUGAUCUACUUGGCUUCGCUUGGGCUUGAGAUACACGAUGCCAAGACUUUCUUCGACAUGCUCGCGGGCGUUGCAUCCGACAAGUACAUCGAUAUCGACACGUUUGUGAAAGGCUGCAUGCGCAUGAAGGGCCCAGCCACGAGUAUCGAUAUGCUGUCGAUGGCCUACGAGGUGACGCUCAUGCACCGGCAGAAUAACCGGAUCGAGCGAACCCUUGCAGAGGUCCAGAUGUUCCACCGCAAGGCGAGCCCCGGGAAUGCUUAG
Symbiodinium natans is the source of this 1737-nucleotide messenger RNA. NCBI's taxonomy places the organism in Eukaryota, Dinophyceae, Suessiales, Symbiodiniaceae. The record is from the annotation of a GenBank genome assembly.